This is a messenger RNA of Arachis ipaensis, 5920 nucleotides long. NCBI's taxonomy places the organism in Eukaryota, Viridiplantae, Streptophyta, Magnoliopsida, Fabales, Fabaceae. The record is from RefSeq and is a predicted model, not a curated record.
GUGGGUGUGUCCGUGCAUCCAAGCUCCGACUGUUCAGCUCUCACAGCGCCGCGAGCUCGAACCAAGGUUCACGCUCUUGUGCGCGCCGUCACCUCCCUGCCAGGCUGCCACAGGUCGUUGCCGUCGUCCUUCGGAGUUGCUGCCGCCGGCCACCAGCUCACCAGCUCCCUGCCACCGCAGCUCGUCAGCAUGCAUCUUUUUUUUGUUUCUUUCGGUAUGGACAAUAGUAUUAAUCCAUGACUUCUUAGUCUGAACUCUUCACCCACUUUGGUGCCUGCGCUUCACAGUCACAGCUGGUGUUCACUUCACUUCUCCUGAUGUUAUGGCUGAUAUUGAUGCCCACACGUUGACCUGCCACGCCUGUGGCAACGUCGGCCUUGUUGAUGGCGACGACGGCUUUUUCUAUUGCAACCGCUGUGGUUCCCCUCUGAGGAUGUGGUCGAUACUGCCGUCGAUGACAAUGAUCUCUUCAACAGCGGCGGUGCUUCCGCCGGCAUAUACCUCACCAGUCAGCAGCUCCACAAGCCCUCCACAGUCGCAAUCAAAGCAGAGCCAAUCUCCCAGUAUGACUCACAGUCGGUCCUUCUCUGCAACCUCAGCUUGGAGGACGAUGACGACCAAACCCCUCCUCGGAACAAUGCCAGCAAGGUGAAGAGAAAGGAGGAGAAUUAUGCUCCACUUUUCGGCAAUAUUCACUCUGCUCCAGAGGAUUUUGCUGAUGUGGCUGGCACUAAUGUUCCGAGCUUUGAGGAUUAGCAGAAUGAAGUUAGGAUGAGGUACGUGUUAGGGUUGCAGAUUAUGGUUCAGCUUCAGUGCGAGGCGUUGUUUAAGGAGUUCAAGGUUACUCCUUUGAUUUGUGGGUUGAUGUCGCCCAUUUGGUUGCGGUUUGUGUUCGGAACUGGUGUCUUCAAUGAUGAUUGGGCUGAUAAAGUUAUCCAUGACUCAGAAAUGCAGCACGAAGAAGAAGAACCUGAAGAUCAUAAGACACGGGCUAAAUACAGAGAGGAACCCCAUAAUUUAUAUGGCCAGCGUGCCGUGAUGAUAUGGUUCAGGGCCUUAAAGAAAAGAAUUCCACCAUCCUGUACUCUUGCUGUUUCUUUUCUGGCAUGUCAUGUUGCAAGGGAAUAAAACCUGUUCUGCCAUCUGACUUAAUCAAGGGGACACUGGAAGGGAAGAUUCCAUAUAUUUCUGCAUUUGUUGAAAUUGAAAGGUGUCUUGGACGCCCAUCAAGUGCAUGUCCUAUUAGUUCAGGUGUGAUGUUAAUGCCUCAACGAGUUCUUAUGGUACUGAAGCUAGAAACAUUUGCUGCAUCAAUUGCGCAGUUCAUAGGCUUGGAGUUGCCUCCUGUGAAUUUCUUUGGAAUAGUACAUCGCUAUCUUCAGAGAUUAUCUCUUCCUUCUGAAAAGAUUCUUCCUCAUGUAUGCCGCAUAUAUGAAUGGGCCAUGCCUCUAGAUUUGUGGUUAUCCUUAUCAGAAAAACAUUUUAAGCCACCUAUUCAUGUUUGUGUGAUGUCAGUUUUGAUUGUAGCAAUAAGAAUGUUGUAUAACAUAAACCAUUCAGGAGAGUGGGAGAAAAGUUUGUCCAACAAAGGUAAUACCAAAGACAAUGGUGAGAAGGGUACUGCUUUUUCCCCAUGUGAUAGACCUAAUUCUGGUGAAGAAGGUUCCGAGACAAAUUGAAACAACAGGAACAUGAAUUAGACACUUCAGGACUUCUCCAACACCUUCAAACAAUAUAUAGUGAUCUUGCCAAUACCCAAGAGUAUUCAAAAGACCUGGCAUCAUAUCUCAAACACUGUAGGGAUGUUGUCUUUGCUAGGUCAGAGGCAUCAUAUGGGAAUUACGAGGAAGAAAAGAUGAUAGAAUACUUGUGGAACUCUUACAAGAAUGAAAAGAAAUUGAGUGAUUAAAGUGGUGAGGAAGCAAGACUACAAUGGCUUAGGAAUUGGUCACUAAAUGCUGUGUAUGAAACCACAUGGAUUUUAUCGUCCACUACAAAGGCACAAAGCUUCUACAAGCUUGUGUUGCUUCCAGGAGUGAGAGAUUAUAUCAGCAAAAAUUAAGAACUGCAUUAUCUUUUAUUUCGAUCACUCGGAAGGGCAUCACUCAUACCUCAAGCAUUCUUCGAUGGAAUUGUGUUUCCACUCUCUGAGCUUUGCGUUAUCGAAGCUGGCAAAUAUGGAACAUUCUGGCACUAUAAGCCAUUUCAUAAAGAUUUUGUUGGAGAAAGAACCUGAUCUGCCUGAUCCUGAUCCUAAUCCUGCUGUUAAUGCAUUAAUGGAUCACUUUAUGAGAUUUCUCACUGAAACUAGAAAAUUUUCUGUGUUAUGGCACCGAACACUUCUUGCAUUCGUGCACAGAUACAAAAAUCAACUACAGGACCAAGAUAAAGUUCGUUUAAUGGUUCUAUUGCAAAAGCAUGAACCAUCGAGUUUUACGUGAUAUCAUUAGUGAGCUAAACGAUAACUAGCUGCUUCAGACCUUCAAUGAAUCUUUUGAACCUGGCAUACCAUAAUAUGAAGCUAAGAUAUCUGUACCCAAGUUUUUUUUUUUUUUAUUUUUAGAUAUUGAUAGAGUUAAGUUUUAACUUUGACAAAAAUAAUAUACUUUUUUUUUCCUUCUGUUAAUGUAUUAGUGGUGAUUUUGCACAUUUUUCCAAUAGGAACUUGUUUUUAAUUUUAUUGAGCUGAAUCUUUAGCUGGAGAUUCUUCACUCACAAGAUUCUUCACUCACAGUUGCAAGAUAUAAAUGUGACAAAUAAACAGAAAGAAUUAGAAAUUAAAUUAAGGAAUAUUAAUUUAAAGUUAUAAUCUCAACAAUUGCAUGCAUGGUUUGAUCAUUCAAGAUACCGAAUUUGAAAAAUGUGAUCCUUAUUUUCCAUCUUCUUCUCUUAAAUCUUCAAUGGUUUUAGAUUUUCAAUAACUUUUGAUGGAGACUCAAUUUCUUUCUUCUUCCUCCUCCUUCUCUUCUAAAAUAGUGGCAAGUCCGGCUUGUUUCGUGAUUUGCAUUUUCAUUAUCCGUUGUUGCAACAAUCAUUGUCCUCGUCAUCAUCAAGAUACCAAGAAUAUAGAUAAGAAAAGAAAAAGCUGAGAUUCCUGUUAUCAUGGUAGGCAUGCAAGGCAACAAAAGUAUUAUAAAUAUUACUUCUAUAAAAUAAUUUUGUCCUCAUCAUUAUCACUUCUACCUCUACUAUUUCUAUUGUGUAACCAUAUUUUAUCACCAUCAUUAUCUCUUCUACUGUCAUUAUCACCAAUACAAAUAUCAUCAACAUUAAUAUUAUCUUAUUGUGCUAUUUUUCCCCUUUAAAAGGUCUUAAUACUGCAAUGGUUUUUCUCUAUUUAACCACCACCAGUGAAAGAUUCUUUCAAAAAUAAACUUAUUAAUAGUUUGUGGGAGUUUAAAAUCUCCACAAAUUACAAAUAAAAUCCCAUAAAACUAAUUUUCGCUACUAUUUAACGAAUUUUUUAAUAGAGGAGUUGUAUUGUCCUCAAAAGAAAAAGUUGAGGGUUAAAGUGUUCCUUUUUAUUGGACAAGGGGUGUUUGUCUUGUCUUUUGUAAAAAUGGAUUAGAGCCGGAUUGGAUGUUUACUCAGAGUAAAAAUAUGAAAAGGUAAGGCUAAAUAUAAAAUUUUCAAAGAUGAAUGAGAAGAAAUAGUUGAAUGAAAUGCAUCUUAUAACUCAAACCUAUUGAAGAGAAAUAACAUUAAGGUUGAAUACAUAGAGUAAUUUAAAGAGAAAUAAAUAUUUAGACAACAUGUGACUAAAAAAUGAAUUCUAUAGCAUAAUGUAAAGAUAAAAAAUUACAAGAGGAUAAAAAUAUAAUAAUAAGAAUCUUAUAACAUAAUACAAAGAUAGAAGAUUAUGCUAUCUAAGAAAAAAAAUUUCUAGUGACAAAAUAGAGAAAUAUCAAAUAUCUAAAGAUGGAUUUAGAAUUGUUAGUUUUUCUUCUAAUAUAUUAUAAAUAGAUAAAUAGAUACUAGUAGUAAUAAUAAAAAGAUAAAUAGAUUUGAAUAGGAAGCAUAGGUGUCCAAUAAAAAAAAUAGAAAACUAUAUUAUUAGUUUUGGCAACCGUUGAAACGUUCCUCAAGUUGCAAUUUUAUUGCAUCUCUCUGAUCAUUAAAAACAAAAAAAAAAUUGUCGGUUCAAAAUAAACCCAGCAUAAGACAUCAAUACGUAGAAUUUAUUUUUAAAAAGAAUCCGGAAGACAGGUACCACGUGAAGAUGUAAAACAUUGUCUAUUAGCACAAUAUUGUUUAACCUUAUAUUGUUACCAUGAUUCAUGUGCAGCUACAUGUUCCUAUAGUUUUUAUAUGUUAUUACCAUUAUUUUCGUACAUGCAUGUGCUGCAACAUGAUGUUGCUUGCUUAUUUAGCCACUUUUAUAUAAUUAAUUAAUUUUCACAAAGACUAGUGUCCGUGGACUCCAAAGAAGAAUUAUUACAUCAAAGCCAGCUUGCAACUCAAUAGAGUUCACUGCCUUGACACCAUUGUUCUCUUACCUUUGUCUGAAAAGCCAUUCACUUUGCUGUUGCUAAGAUCAUAUCAUGGCUGGUGCACUUGUUGGGGGAGCUUUGCUCUCUGGCUUCAUUAACGUUGUCUUUGACAGGUUCAUUACAACGGAUGCAGUCAACUUGAUCUUGGGCAAGAAGCUUGGUCCUGAAUUAGUUGAAAGACUGAAGAUUUCUCUGCUUGCUGCUGAAGCUCUUGUUGGUGAUGCUGAGUUCAAGCAAUUGGACAACCCUUCUGUGAGGGAGUGGCUUAACAGUCUGAGGGAUGCCGUUUAUGUGGCUGAUGACUUGCUGGACGCUGUCCUCACCAAAGCCGCCACUCGAAAGGAGGUACGUUCUUUCUGGCCUAUUAGCUUCCUCGACCGGGACAGGAAGAUUGUAGAUAAGAUGGAAGGGGUGGUUAGAAGAAUAGAAUUUCUUGUAAAACAAAAAGAUUUGCUUGGUCUUGAAAAGAGUUCCUAUAGGGACUUUUUGUCAUGGAGAAUUCCAUCCACAUCUCUGGUGGAAGGUAAUAUCCUUGGCAGGGAAAAGGACCAACAGGAAAUCAUCAAGAUAUUAAAUGAUAACAGAGAACAUCAGUUGUCUGUGAUUCCCAUUGUGGGCAUAGGUGGGGUUGGCAAAACAACUUUAGCACAAUGGCUGUACAAUAAUGAAAAGUUGAUGGAGGGGUUUCAAGUCAAAAAAUGGGUUUGUGUCUCUGAAGACUUUAAUGUCAUUCAGGUUACAAAGAAUAUUAUAGGUCAAACUGCUGGUAAUACAGAGGAUUUCAAUUCACUUCAACUUGAACUGAAGGAAAAAUUGUUUGAAAAGAAGUUCUUUAUUGUGUUAGAUGAUGUUUGGAGUGAUGAUGGUGAUGUCUGGAAGAAAUUUAGAACCCCCUUUCAAUAUGGGAUAAAGGGAAGUACAAUUCUUGUAACAACUCGUGUCAAAGAGGUUGCCUCUGUAGUCCAAACUUGUCCCCCUUACAUUCUCAGUGAGUUGUCUGAGGAUUGUUGUUGGUCAGUGUUUGCAAACAAUGUUUGUUUUCCAGAAUCAAAUGGGCAUCCAAAACUAGAAGAAAUCGGUAGAAAGAUAGUCAAGAAGUGUAAGGGGUUGCCAUUAGCUGCAGAGACACUUGGAAGCUUGUUGCGAACAAAACAUGAUGUUAAGGAAUGGGAAGCUGUAUUACAUUGUUCCUUGCUGGAGACUUCUAUGGUAGAUUUGAAGAGCUUGGUGAUGCAGUGAAUGUGUAUACUCGAACUCGUCAUUUGUCUUGUAAAAGUCCGAAUCAUCUAGUCUCAAAAAAUUUUAGUUCCAUCAGUAAAGUUGAAUCUUUGAGGACAUUUUUGUCAACUAAUGUCGUUUCAAAGUCAGAUAACAUUGAUGAUGUAACAUGUACUCCAAUAUUGAAGCUCAAAUAUUUGAGAGUUUUGUCA